AUCUGAUACCUUAUUACCACUAUUACUACACCUCCUUUCUUCUUUCUCACGUGCUCAUGCUCCAAUCAAUGUACUAACGAAACUAAGAUUUGGUUAAAAAAAUAAUUAGAUAUUCUGUAUUAGAACCAAUAUAUAUGUAAGAGGUAACUGCCUUUAAUCCAACGUUGUUUGUUUUUGUAACUCUCGAACGUUUUUCCACACUUUACUUUGUCUCCGAAUCUUUCUUUCAUUCCUAACCCUUCUUCAUUUCCAACCACCCGUCACCAAAAUGAGCAAGUUGUGGAUUUUCAUCACCCAACUUAAUUCCAUUGCUGGGCCAGUGUUGAUGUUACUAUAUCCUUUGUAUGCUUCGGUUGUAGCAAUUGAGAGCACAUCCAAGGUGGAUGAUGAGCAAUGGCUUGCUUAUUGGAUCAUUUAUUCAUUUCUCACCCUUGUGGAAAUUGUUCUUGCGUCCCUCUUAGAGUGGAUACCAAUUUGGUAUAAUGCGAAACUAUUUCUGGUGGCAUGGCUAGUUUUGCCGCAGUUCAAAGGUGCUGCUUUCUUGUAUGAAAAGUUUGUGAGACCACACGUUCGAAAAUACAUCACACCUAAGAAGGUGUAAAACGAUUCAUGAGGCAUACUGAAAAGGAAGAAGAAGGAUGGUGCUGCUGAGCAGGAUGACUUUAAGCUUUGGACCAAAGAUUGAAUUCGUUUUAGUUUUUGGUCUUGGGACGAGCUUAUUAUUUAGUAUUUGAUUAGAAAUUAAUGCUAAUUGGGUUUAUGUUCAUCUCUAAUGUAUGGCUUUAGCCACAGUUUCAAAUUGUUGUUUCAUUUCAUCACAACCACAUAACUUAGUAAUGUUACUUCUUCCGUUCACAUCUGUUGUUGCAAUAAUAAAUGGUUAUUUCAAAGAAA
Molecule: messenger RNA, 894 nt
Organism: Medicago truncatula (barrel medic)
Lineage: Eukaryota; Viridiplantae; Streptophyta; Magnoliopsida; Fabales; Fabaceae
Product: HVA22-like protein e
Exons: 5
Coding region: 269-601 (110 amino acids)
Source: RefSeq, a predicted model, not a curated record